This is a messenger RNA of Synchiropus splendidus (mandarinfish), 1577 nucleotides long. It is a transcript of the gene fgf16, whose product is annotated as fibroblast growth factor 16. Gene Ontology annotation, cellular component: cytoplasm. Bases 111 to 764 code for a protein of 217 amino acids. The transcript is spliced from 3 exons. Gene Ontology annotation, molecular function: fibroblast growth factor receptor binding; growth factor activity. The record is from RefSeq and is a predicted model, not a curated record. Lineage: Eukaryota; Metazoa; Chordata; Actinopteri; Syngnathiformes; Callionymidae. Gene Ontology annotation, biological process: fibroblast growth factor receptor signaling pathway; positive regulation of cell population proliferation; positive regulation of gene expression.
AAUCGGAGCGGACUUGGAGCUGCUCGGUCGCGCGUCUUUUUUUUUGGCGUGUAUGGGUCGGACUUGCACAAACUUUUCUCCCCCCUCCUUGAAUCAGCGAACACUUUUAAAUGCCGUCGCUUAAUUUGACAGCUGUGCACACAAUGGCGGAGGUCGGGAGUUUUCUCGGGACGUUUGACUUGGAUUUACAGAGUUUUCCUGCACUGGGGAACGUGCCCGUACCGGAGUCUCCCGUGGGCUUGAACGAGCAGCUGGGCCAGAUCGAGGGGCGGCUGCAGCGGGGGUCGCCGACGGACUUCGGGCACCUGAAGGGGAUCCUGAGGCGGCGGCAGUUGUACUGCAGGACCGGCUUCCAGCUGGAGAUUUUCCCCAAUGGAACUGUACACGGGACACGACAGGACCACAGCAGAUUUGGGAUCCUGGAGUUCAUCAGCCUGGCGGUGGGGCUGGUCAGCAUCAGGGGGGUGGACGCUGGACUCUACCUCGGCAUGAAUGAGAAAGGAGAACUCUAUGGGUCGCGGAAGCUGACGGCUGAAUGUGUGUUCAGGGAGCAGUUUGAGGAGAACUGGUACAACACCUACGCUUCCACCCUGUACAAGCACACGGACACGGGACGCUUCUACUACGUGGCCUUGAACAAAGACGGCUCGCCGAGGGAAGGCGGCAGGACUAAGAAACACCAGAAGCUCACUCACUUUCUACCCCGGCACGUGGAGAUAGAGAAGAUCCAUCAGUCCUACAGGGAGAACUUCCAGCACAGGUGACCCGGUGCUUAUACUGGAAUUGAGCGGGAAGGAGAGUCGCGGAUAUUUGGCUGAAGACUGUUUACCCUCAACUCCGCCGGAGGUCUGGAUCACCAGCACUGAUAUAAACAUGUUUGUGUAAGUCCACGCCGCCUCAGAGAGGAGAUUCUUCUGUGAAACCACUGUGGAUGCAGACCAAAGGAGAGUCCAGUCAGCUGCCAUGUUUCCUUUGUGAGGCGUCGGAGAGAGCGUUGGUUUUUGAGCCAUCACUUUUAGUUGCACCCAAAGAUGGAAAGCACUGCAGACUGUGUGUACGUGGAGAACCACACAGUUCAUAACCGAAGAGAAGGCACAUAAACAGAUGAGAGGACGGAGCGCCGCUGCAUCCGCGUUUGUCGGCAGUUUGAGACUGUCAGACCGAAUGUUUCGGCGCGUACAAAUGUCAUUGUUCGACAAAAGUGGCGGACGAAAUCUCUCCAGCGAAUGUGGGGGAUGUAAAAGCACUUAGCGAAAAAUGUUGACUCACAUGUUCAUCACGACAGAACCAAGUGAUGAAGAGCGGAACUCUGUACAGACAAAGAGACUUGUGAGACUCGUGAUGUUCCGCGCGUCGGAAACAUUAUUAAAAAUGCAAGCAGCUGAGGGGUACAUAUGGGUGAUCCUAUUUAUGAGAUGUACAAUAUAUUUAUUUUCUACAUAUAAAGUAUAAAUAUAAAGCUAUAUAUUUAUUUAUUGCAAAGACUUUAUUUUGUAAUGAACUUGAAGUUAUCUGGACCCUAGAUUCUACUGAAAUCACACCAAGAAACACAGAGAAAAAAAAUGAAGAGCUGCAAU